Aspergillus saccharolyticus JOP 1030-1 is the source of this 1031-nucleotide messenger RNA. RefSeq lists its product as uncharacterized. The transcript has a single exon. Bases 141 to 650 code for a protein of 169 amino acids. The record is from RefSeq and is a predicted model, not a curated record. NCBI's taxonomy places the organism in Eukaryota, Fungi, Ascomycota, Eurotiomycetes, Eurotiales, Aspergillaceae.
GAUCUAACGUGCCGAGCCACUAGCCACAAUUGAUACAUCGGAAGAUACACAGAUUUACAGAGUAGUAUAAACUGCACGUUUGCCCUGAUUGUCGUCAGCGAUAAUUCCCCCGGUCAACCAGCAGUAACCCGCAAUUCACCAUGGCCACCGCACAAGCCGAGAAACCAAAGACUCAACAGCCUCCCACUUACACUAACGACCCGGACGAGUCGGAGACUGACUACGACUCCGACGACUACAUCUCCGAAGAAGAGGAGGAUCAAGCACCUCAACAGCAGAAGCAGACUGCCCCGCGUCGUCGGCGACCCCAGGCCAAAGGCCAGACCUACGACGAUGAUGAUGACGAUGCAGAGUACUCCGACGACUAUGCGUCGGAUGAGUACGACGAUGACGAUGACGACUACGAUGACGACGAGUAUGACGGCGAGGAGGAAGUUCAACAAGCCAUGGAGCGCUGGCAGCCUACUACGAUAAGCAGCAGGGACGGCAAGAACCAGAGUAUCUCAAACGGCGCAAUGGAUGCAGCGCCCUCGAACGACCAGAAGGGCGAUGACGAGGAGGGUAUGCGCCUGAAGCUGGAGCUGAACUUGGAGAUUGAGGUCGAGCUGAAGGCUCGCAUUCAUGGUGAUCUGACAUUGGCUUUGCUGUAAGUAACCUUCCCUUCACCUACUCCUGAUCUUUCCUCCCCCGUUCAUUGUCGUUGGUCGUUUCUCUUGGUUUGCCUCGAAGAGGGCCUUCGAGGUUAUUUUCCCAUGAGAGGAUUCCUUCGGGGGUUUUUCUACUUGGUAACACCGGAAAACAACUUGAACGACCCCAAAACUCCCGUUGGACUCCGCUUAAGCAACUGCAAUAGAACCUGACGGAUUGACGAUUUUUAUUUGAUGAACGCAGCGCAUGAUCCGACAUGCUCUCCAUCGAUGUGAUUCUGUUGUGUGCUUCGAAACUAGCGACCAUUCUGUCUAAAUUCCUCAUCGAGAGGUUCCUCGUCAUCGCAAAACAUCCCGUUCUCCACCGCCCGUGCUUGUCGCAUU